Rubroshorea leprosula is the source of this 1131-nucleotide messenger RNA. The record is from the annotation of a GenBank genome assembly. Lineage: Eukaryota; Viridiplantae; Streptophyta; Magnoliopsida; Malvales; Dipterocarpaceae.
AGAUCACUCUUGAAGGAAGCAACACACCCCCAAGAUCACUCACUAAUAGCACAAGAAGAGAAUUACAAACAAAGAUCUCUCAAAGAUCAAAAACUCAAGUUAAAGCUCAUGUAGCCCUUUGCUUGAAAAUAGCCGUUUCUAGCUGUUGGGGGUCAUUAAAUGCUCUGUAGGACACAAAGCUCGAGUUGCAGAAUUGUCAGAAGAGCUGGCUUAACUUCCUAGAGCCGGCUCUAAACAGUCGGCUCACCAUUUCUACAGCCGGCUUUGCGGGAUUCCUGCACAUUCUAUUUUCCUCGAGAGCCGGCUGCAAAACUUUAAGCCGACUUUGGAACUCCGACUUUAAAUACAUUAAAUACUCUUCAAAAGAGUCAAUCGUUGUGCAUUAAAUGCACCCUCACAGCCGGCUGCAAAGUUGGAGUCAGCUUUGCGUCUUUUCUUCGCACGCGCCAAACAACGGUCUUCAAAUUUUUGCUCGUAGAGCCGGCUGUAGCUUCCAGAGCCGGCUCUCUGCACAUUUUAAAUCCUUUUGGUCUAUUUUUAGUGCAAUCCAAGUUUACUUGCAAUCUUUUAGCAACUUAACUACACACUUAAAUAAACCAAUUAGUCACUCAAAUGUGUUUUGUAAUCAUCAAAAUCAUAGGUACAACAAAAUCAACUUGAGUUUGGAAAGAAGAGUAUGAAAGUGUCUAGGAAAAUAAGCCUUGGUGAAAAGGUCUGCUGGUUGAUCAAUGGAGCCAAUGAAAACCAAAUGAAUAAUUCCUUGUGCAACAUGAUGGUGAACAAAGUGAUAGUCAAUCUUAAUGUGUUUAGUGUGUCCAUGGAAGACAUCAUUAUGAGCAAUCUACAUGGCACUCUAAUUGUCACAAUAAAGAUUAGUAGCAGGUGGUUGAGGAACACCCAUAUCUUCCAGUAGCCAACGUAAGUUAAGUAACUCUGAUGUGGUGUCUCCAAGUGCUCAAUAUUCAGCCUCUGUGCUAGAACAUGAUGGAACUGUUUGCUUUUUGCUACGCCAAAAGAUUAAGGAAUCAUCAAGAAAAAGACAAUAUCCAGUUACAAUUAUUAGAGUCUCCAGCCCAAUCAGCGUCAGAGCAAACACAAAGUUCAAGAGAUGAAUAAGUAGAAAAGUGAAGU